UGUGUGUUUGAGGAUGUCGGCAGAGCAGUGCGUUCAGUGCGCACAUUUUCACCUCCCUUCCCCCAGCAGCUCAUUUUUUCCCCCUAAUGAUCAGAACAGCAGAGCGACACAGCACAAAAGAAGGAAGCUGCACAGGAUCACUGUACAUACAAGAAGAAUUAAAGUCUUUGAGGAAUAGGAGUGGACCACCUUUUCUAGCUCUGCAUCGCAGCACGUCUCAGUCAGCAUUUGAUUAAAGAGAGGCUGGUAACGGUCUCAAGAAUUCAAAUUGUGAAUGAGGAAAUGGCUGAAGCCAUGGCCAAACCGGGAGAGAAAAUCCUCUGUGAAAUCUACAGAAAAUGCAGAUUCUGCAAAUCAAAGAGAUGAGAAGCAAAGGAGUGGCAAACCAUAGGAGGAGGAACAGACUAGAAUGGCAAGAGCUAUAAAAAGGUACAAUGGCAGAGCACACUGCAUCUAUCUGCAACAGGACUGAUGAACAGCAAGCAUCUCAUUCGGUCCAAGAGAAAGGUUUCCACAUAUCUGGACUCUGUGUUUACUCUGGGAGGCCUGGCAAAUCCCACGAACCCAAAGAGAUCAUGCGAUGGAAACGGAGGCAGAGAUACUGCAGUGUGGCCCUUUUCCUCAUUGGGCUCGUGUUUGCGGGAGGCCUCGUUAUUCAGGGUCAAUGGCCUAGUCAAAUCACCAAGGAGAAGUCUGCUGCUCAAGAACUCCAAACCAUGAAAACCUUCUCCAACUUAACCAUGUUGAAAACAACCAAGUUGCAGGAGUUUGAACAGUCCCUUUCACCACUAAAUUCAAAUGAAAAUGUCAUCUUAGCUUUGGAUGAAAGUUUGCAGCAGGAGUUGGAAAGCUCCUUGCUUUCGAACAUCAGUUCGAGCGAAGAGAUGACAGCGGCAAGGAUACUUAGAGAGGAGCCUUAUGAGUACAUCCUCAACGAGCCGAACGCAUGUCUGCUGCGAGCUCCUUUCUUAGUGCUUUUGAUUGAGGUUGAGCCCAAGAAAACAGCCGCCAGGAAUGCCAUCAGGAAAACAUGGGCCAAUGAAAGCGUGGCUGGGGGUUUGGGUUUAAUCCGCCUUUUUAUCAUAGGUGUAAAUCAAGACACCCAAAGAAAUGACAGCAUUCUGCAGCAAACAAUAGAGGAAGAAAGUCAUCGAUAUCAUGAUAUAAUCCAGCAAGAUUACAGGGAUACUUACAACAACCUUACCCUGAAAACGCUGAUGGGGAUGUACUGGAUCACAAAGUACUGUCCCGAGGCCAAAUACGUCAUGAAGACAGACAGUGACAUGUUUGUCAACACCGAAUACCUCAUAGAAAAACUCCUAAAACCCAGAGGGCAACCAACACAGAAGUAUUUCACAGGACUUCACAUGUUAGACUUCUCCCCAAACCGAAACAAAGAGAGUAAAUGGUACAUGCCCCGAGAAGUGUACCCUGGUAGCCGAUACCCCACCUUUUGUUCUGGGACUGGAUACGUCUUCUCAGGCGAUUUGGCCCAAAGGAUAUACGUGGCAUCUCUGAUCAUACCAAGACUGCAUUUAGAAGAUGUUUACGUGGGUAUGUGUCUAGCUAAACUGAAGAUAGAGCCAACGCCACCACCAAACGAACUGCUGUUCAAUCACUGGCGAGUGCCCUACUCUAGCUGUAGGUACAGCAACCUGAUCACCUCUCAUGGGAUUCAUCCCAAUGAGAUCAUCCAGUACUGGCAGCACCUGCAGAGCAACAAGCACAAUCCCUGCCAAACGACUUGGUAGAAGGUUCAAUAAACUGAUUUUGUCUUCUUUGAAGGUUUUAUAAUAAGGUUGAAAAGACCUGUGACAUUUCACGUUCUGCCAAAUACAACAGAUUAAAGUUCUUGUUCUGAGGGUUCUGGACAACCUUACCUGGAUUUUUUUUUGAUCAUUUUUUUCAAUUUCUGUAAACUUAAUGAUCUUCACAAGCCUUAAUCAGUUGUGCUUUAAAUAUUUUUAUGAUAAAUCUUACAGAAUUGUAAAGAAGCGAGCUACUGAAAGAUAAUACAGCCACAAUGCAAAGAAAAUUAGGCCACAUUUUUUGGUCCAAUCAACUCAUUAAAGGACUUCAAGUGUAACAUUUAUCAUUCAACAGAGUAAACUGGUAAAACAAAAUGAUGAUUGUGAGGUCUUUUGGAAGAACAUAUAUGCCAUAAGGAUGGGUAAUGAAUAUUAUCUUAUGGCUGAACAUAAGUCAAAAAUGCAUGACAGUAAACCAUUUACUCUCAAAAUACAAAGUAUUUACCAUCCAUGUACUCAAUGCUGGAAAGUGGAUUACUUCCAAAUUGUAGUCUGUUACUGAUUACAAAUUACAUGAGAGAAGUUGUAGUUUGUAACAUAUUCUAUUGGAUUACACAUUUAAUAAUGUAUUCUAACUACUUUGUUACUUUUAGAUUACUUUUGAUCUAAGCCCAUAUCUAUUCUUUGUUAUUAAGACCAAGAAGUACAUUAAACAUUACAGUAUGCCAGGGUUUCCCAAACUGGGGUUCGUGAUUGAACUGCAGAGGGCUUGUUGUGAGUUGAUGUUUUAUUUAUUAACUUGUAAAAAUGAAAAAUUAUACUAAUUACCAAAAUCAAACAGUUGAGAAUAUUUUUUUUUUUGAAAAAAAAAAAAAAAAAAAAAAAAAAAAGAAGAAUUGGGG
Molecule: messenger RNA, 2650 nt
Organism: Cyprinus carpio (common carp)
Lineage: Eukaryota; Metazoa; Chordata; Actinopteri; Cypriniformes; Cyprinidae
Product: beta-1,3-galactosyltransferase 2-like
Cellular component (GO): membrane
Molecular function (GO): N-acetyl-beta-D-glucosaminide beta-(1,3)-galactosyltransferase activity
Source: RefSeq, a predicted model, not a curated record